Molecule: messenger RNA, 4302 nt
Organism: Bufo bufo (common toad)
Lineage: Eukaryota; Metazoa; Chordata; Amphibia; Anura; Bufonidae
Gene: LATS2
Product: large tumor suppressor kinase 2
Exons: 8
Coding region: 325-3648 (1107 amino acids)
Biological process (GO): peptidyl-serine phosphorylation; regulation of organ growth; G1/S transition of mitotic cell cycle
Cellular component (GO): nucleus; spindle pole
Molecular function (GO): protein serine/threonine kinase activity; ATP binding; protein binding
Source: RefSeq, a predicted model, not a curated record
UGCGGUGAACGUCCAAGUCCAUCCUGCUGUUCUGUGUCUAUGGGCUGCGGGGGGAGACCGGAGAGAAGACCCCGGGAAGCUGCACCUGGACCGUAACCAACACCGACUGAGCUACCGGUAAUAACCCAGGUCCUCCUCACAGCAGACACAUGUACGGCGUGCGCAGGACACGUAACACCAGACACAGCCGUCAGCAGGAAUACAGGGUUGAUAAUAUGGAUCGCUUCACCAUUUGUGAGUGGUUGCACCAUAAUACAUGGAAAUGCUAUGGUAAUCCAACCUCCUAAAACAGUUGCCUGCUGAACACCAUAAACUGAAUUCACCAUGAGGCCAAAAACUUUCCCCACCACCACGUAUUCUGGAAACAGCAGGCAGAGACUGCAGGAAAUCCGUGAGGGAUUGAAACAGCCAUCCAAACCACUGGCUCAGGGGAUAUCUGUUGGAUCUGCCAACGACAACCUAAUGGACUCUAAGGUUCUCCCUGGAAAAGACGCAGGAAGACAGCAGCAACAACAGCAGCAGCUGCGGCAGCCGGCCAAGUUUGCACCCUACCAAAAGGCUCUUCGGGAGAUUCGCUACUCCCUUCUACCCUUCGCCAAUGAAUCUGGAAACCUGGCGGCGGUAGAGGUGAAUAGGCAAAUGCUGCAGGACCUGGUGAAAGUGGGCUGUGAUCAGGAAAUGGCGAUACGCGCUUUGAAGCAGACGGGGAGCCGGAGCAUUGAGGCAGCCCUGGAGUUCAUCAGUAAGAUGGGAUAUCUGGACCCCAGAAAUGAGCAGAUUGUCCAAGUGAUCAAGCAGACAUCACCAGGUAAAGGUCCAUCCCCAAAUAAUGUUCUUCAUCGGUCAAGCUUUGAAGGACCAAAUGAACCUUUUCCUCCAUAUCAUCCAAUGAAUAAUGCCUAUGACGGGCCAAGUUUUCCUGUUGAAGGUGCCAAUGUUCUUAAUGAUGUUCCACGGCAAUACAUGGACUACUUGCUUUCUGCACCCCAGCCAGGCGCAAUGAAUGGACCAUCUUCAAGACCUACUACUGCAGGUCAUCAGCACCAACAGAAGGCCUAUGCCACCAGUGUAGAGUCUGUUGCAAUGAAUUACACUAUUCCCAACCAGGGACUACCCAUACAGGCUCCUCAUACAUCAAAUAGCCCACACUAUGCCCGUCAGCAUCUUAUAGUACAAGGGGAACCUAUGGGUUACGGAGUGCAAAGAACCCCAUCGUUUCAAAACAAAAUGCAGCAAGAUGGCGGCUAUGUUAAUAUUCAAAACAAAGGACCAGUGGCACAAACCAGCCCAGGCCAUACGUUUCAGCAAGCACCAGCCGCUUUGUACAUGCCGCACCCCCACCACAAGCAGUCAAGUCCUUCUCACCAAAUGCUUGUCAUGUCUAGAGGGUCUCCAUAUACAAAUGAUUUUCCUGACUCUCCUCAGAACCUCCUUAAUCAAAAUAGCAUGAAUAUGGAAAUGUAUGAUAUGGGAGGUAUGUGGCAAAAUCCACAGUCCCGACGCGAUUCUCUCCAAGGUCCUGGCAUGGAAUCCUCAGCACGACAACACAUCCCCUUCAGACCAGAGUCGCAGGUACCAAGCCGCACUAACUCCUUUAAUAACCACCAGCAACAAAAGCAGGUCCAGAUGUGGCCAACUCCUCAAAACAAACCAGAUACUUCUAUGGCCUCACCUACCAUCACAACCGUGACAUCUGCCCACAUACUUCAGCCAGUAAAGAGUAUGAGGGUGAUGAGACCAGAACCUCAGACUGCAGUAGGUCCAUCUCACCCUGCCUGGUUGGCUUCACAAGCAGCUGUCGCAGACAAUCUAGAGAAGAUGGAGCCCCAUCCAAUAUCUGUUGGUGGUCCAGGUGCUUAUGGGAUUGAGGCAGAAUAUAACAAUCAGGAUAUGAGAUUUCCACCACCUCCUUACCGAACGCACCUUUUUCACUCAGAACAGCAUGAGAUAAACGCCUUAUGCAAAGGAGUGGAGCAGAAUAUGCGGGUUGUGGACACCGUGACAAGUAGUCAAGCGGAGGAAGCCAAUGGUGACGUAAAACACGAGAAAUCAAGUAAAUCUUCUAAACCCAGUAAGCCUGGGAAGGAUAAGAAGCAGAUACAAACGUCACCUGUACCAGUGCGUAAAAACAGCAGGGAUGAGGAGAAGAGGGAGUCCAGAAUCAAGAGCUACUCACCAUUUGCCUUCAAGUUUUACAUGGAACAGCAUGUGGAGAACGUUCUCAAAACCUACCAGCAAAAGAUUAAUAGGCGGCUUCAGCUGGAACAAGAGAUGGCCGAGGCUGGACUCUGUGAAGCGGUGCAAGAGCAGAUGAGGAAAAUCCUUUACCAAAAAGAGUCAAACUACAACAGGCUAAAAAGAGCCAAAAUGGACAAGUCCUUAUUUGUGAAGAUUAAGACGCUGGGCAUAGGUGCUUUCGGAGAGGUGUGUCUGGCCAGCAAAGUGGACACCAAUGCUUUAUACGCAAUGAAGACCCUGAGAAAGAAGGAUGUUCUGAAUAGGAACCAAGUGGCCCAUGUAAAGGCCGAGAGGGACAUCCUGGCGGAGGCGGACAACGAGUGGGUGGUGAAACUCUACUAUUCCUUCCAGGACAAAGACAAUUUGUACUUUGUGAUGGAUUACAUCCCUGGAGGAGAUAUGAUGAGUCUUCUCAUACGCAUGGAGGUAUUUCCAGAACACUUGGCCAGGUUUUAUAUUGCGGAGUUGACUCUGGCCAUCGAGAGCGUCCACAAGAUGGGAUUCAUCCACAGGGAUAUCAAGCCGGAUAACAUUCUCAUAGAUCUAGAUGGACAUAUCAAGUUAACAGAUUUUGGACUUUGUACUGGGUUUAGAUGGACACAUAACUCAAAAUACUAUCAGAAAGGGAAUCACAUUCGCCAGGACAGCAUGGAGCCCAGCGAGCUGUGGGAUGACGUGUCCAACUGCAGAUGUGGAGAUCGGCUGAAAACGCUGGAACAAAGGGCUAAGAGACAACACCACCGAUGUCUGGCUCAUUCCCUAGUAGGGACCCCUAACUAUAUUGCCCCAGAAGUCCUCCUGCGUAAAGGGUACACACAGCUCUGUGACUGGUGGAGUGUGGGCGUCAUCCUAUUUGAAAUGCUGGUCGGACAGCCUCCUUUCCUUGCACCCAACCCAACUGAAACGCAACUGAAGGUAAUAAAUUGGGAGAACACGCUUCACAUUCCCUCCCAAAUCAAACUUAGCCCAGAGGCCACAGAUGUGAUCACUAAACUUUGUUGCGCAGCGGAGAACCGACUCGGCAGAAACGGGGCAGAUGAAAUCAAAGCUCAUCCAUUCUUUAAAUCCAUUGACUUCUCUUCUGACAUUCGGCGGCAGCCAGCACCUUAUGUCCCUAAAAUAAGCCACCCAAUGGACACGUCCAACUUUGAUCCAGUGGAUGAAGAAAGCCCUUGGAAUGAGAGCAGGGACAGCACUAUGGCCUGGGACACCCUCAUGUCUCCGAAUAACAAACACACAGAACACGCUUUCUACGAAUUUACCUUCAGAAGGUUCUUUGAUGAUAAUGGCUACCCGUUCCGCUAUCCAAAGCCAUCGCGAAUGGAGCCCGCCCCAUGUGAGGAAUCGAAGGAAGAAAAUCAAGAGGCAGAGUCAGGUGAAACAGAAAAUUGCCAACCCGUCUAUGUAUGAAAUGGUGACUUUUUGGGUAUUAAAUAUCUUUUGCAGAGAAGCUGGUAUCCAUGACUGAUGCCCAUUUCUGUCUGCAGAGAGUUCUCUGCCUCCUGCCAUAAAACUGAGGCGCUGAGAACAUGCCACUCAUCAGGAUGGACGGAGGAGAGCCUUUAAUAUGAGACAGACUCAUGAUGAGCUCCCAGCAAAUAACCAAAGACAAUGGUACCUUUACCAUGUGGUGCCUUCUUGGCAACAUCGUAGAACGGUGCCCUCUAAUGCAGCACAGUUUAUUCUUUUCCUGCAUAGCAAUAAGCUAUCGUUUUCCAGCGAAGUCUUUCAACCAGACAACUUUAGCGUCUUGGGCCUGGAAAAUAUUCUAAUAUGAGGCCGCAUCUUGGAUCAUUUUCUAAAACAGUGACAAAGGGGGUCCAGCAUUUAAAAAAAAAAAAAACACACAGAUAUUCUGUGUGUUGUGGCUGAACUGUGACGUGCAGGUGGCGACCACCGCCGGGGUCGACUGCAGUGUGGGAAAGAGGAAAUCCGCUGCUAUUACCUAUAGGUUCAGAAAUAUUUUUACGGAUAUUGAAGGAGCGUAUUCUGCUUAUUAUUAUUAUUAUUAUUAUUAUUAAUAUUAUUAUUUUUAUUUUUUAAUACAAACUUUAUAUAUCUUAA